Arvicanthis niloticus (Nile rat) is the source of this 1968-nucleotide messenger RNA. RefSeq names its product anaphase promoting complex subunit 16 (gene Anapc16). The record is from RefSeq and is a predicted model, not a curated record. Lineage: Eukaryota; Metazoa; Chordata; Mammalia; Rodentia; Muridae. Gene Ontology annotation, cellular component: anaphase-promoting complex; kinetochore; cytosol. Gene Ontology annotation, biological process: protein ubiquitination.
GCCCUCACCGCCACUGGGACAGGCGGACACCGCCAUAAAACUCCCAAGCUCAGGACGGGCACGCGCACGCAGCUGUCUACGUCGUGGCGAACGAGGCCGCACUGCUUUGUCCAGGGGGCGGAGCUGUCAGUCAAAGUACACAAGCUGCUGAGACUAUAAGCGGAAAGUUAAUUUAUGAGUGCGAGGUCGUCCCUGUCGUACACAAAUGAAGAGAGACUUCUACUGGAGGGAAUGGCCGCCUCCUCAUCCUCAUCUUCAGCUGGUGGGGUCAGUGGAAGUUCUGUCACCGGAUCUGGUUUCAGUGUGUCCGACCUUGCCCCACCACGGAAAGCUCUGUUCACCUACCCGAAAGGAGCUGGAGAGAUGUUAGAAGUAUCUUCUGGGGCUUGGUUCUGCUUCAACCUCUCCUCCUCCACCACCUCCGAAUUCCACACCUAUGCCUCAUCUCCAAGGAUACUGAAGUCAACAGAUGGCUCUGAGCGAUUCCUCUGUGAGUCGGUGUUUAGCUAUCAAGUGGCGUCCACACUUAAGCAGGUGAAGCACGAUCAGCAAGUCGCUCGGAUGGAAAAACUGGCUGGUCUUGUGGAAGAGCUGGAGGCUGAUGAGUGGCGAUUUAAACCCAUCGAGCAGCUGCUGGGGUUCACACCCUCCUCGGGUUGACGUUGCCUGUGUGAGCACCCUCAGGGCACAGCCACCCAGAGAGUCUCGCUGUACUGUGAGCUGCAUGUCUGAAUUCACAUCCAUCCUGGGCUCCUCUGUUUCUAGUCAUAGGCCACAAGUGCUCAUGUGAGAUGUGUGGAGAUGGUUUCACAUUCAUGUUCUUUAAAGCAUUGGGCAUCACUUGGGAAGCAGAGGCAGGAGGAGGAUCCCUGUGAGUUUGAGGCUAGCCUGAUCUACAUAGAGUUUCAGGACAGCCAGGGCUAUGUAGAAAGACCCUGUUUCAAAAAUAAAAAGAAGUAUUGGGGAUCAGAUGAAGACAGUCCUUUCAGAGAACCAGGAGGGCUGGGAUUUAGGAGACCUAUAUUCUCACAAACCAAGUGGACACACGCCAGAGUCAGCCAACUGAAUGGUGUAUAUCCUGUCAUUCAGAGAGUAUCUGGUAGCUUUCACCAGCCAUGUCCAAGGUCAGCAUCUGUUGCUUCACGGUCACAGCCCAAACCUUCUCUUCAAACAUUCUCUUCAUGUGUGAAUGUGAUUUAGCUCAGGGUCCGUCCAGAUGGAAUUUUAAAGUGUUCUUUCCUCUCUAUUCUUAGGAAUUUAAUAUUAUGGAUUAUUUUUCUCACCUCUUACGACAUGCCAAAUGGUGCUACUCCACCCCAUCUCUGUCCCCCAAAAUUGCUUUUUGAAUGUUGCAGCACUUGAAAAUAUGAAGUGACCUAAAUCCUUUUAGACCCAGAAGUCUCAGUCCAGCUCACAGGGAUAUGAAAGCAAUUCUAUAGAAAAUAAAUCCUCUCAUGAGUUCCAGAUUGGUGUCUUCAUCCUUUCAGAGUCUGGGGGACUUAGACAGAGGAGCGGUCAGGUCAGCUUUUCCUUAGACUCUGAACUCACUUCUCUUAAGUAGACAGUAGGCUUGCUUUGCUGCGAGCUGUUUGCUUGUAUAGAAGCUCCAACUGACUGCUACCUCAGUAGGGGUGACAGUGGGUUGUUUGUUGGUUCAUUUGUUUGGAACCUUGUCUCUCGGUAGCUAGGCUGGCCUCAAACUCAGAGCAGUUCUCCUGCCUCAGCUUACUAAGUGUGAGGAUUAUCCCCCUCUCUUCACUAGGUUUUUACACGAUGAUAGAGAAAGACCUGGGUGACCAGGACCUCAUCAUGGGACCCCACUGCACAAUUAGAGAAUUAUGUACUAUGUUACAUACAGAUUUAGCCUAGCCAGCAUUUAGCUUUCUGCUCAUUAAUCAAUAACUUUACACAUCUGAUCUGCUUAGAGUUGCUUAAUUAUAAAUAAAUUUAAUCCUAGUAGCAAUUGGC